AUAUUUCAAGUUGUCAAAACCGGCACGACACAAUGAAUCAAAAAACGAAAGCCAAAUCAUUUUGUAAAGUGGCGUUGUCAUUGUAAUAUCGUCCUAUAAUCGCUCUAUUUACUGUUAAUUCAAGUGUUCAACUGUAUUUUGAUAAAAACUAUUUACUUCAUGUUCUUGUAACUGUCGAAAGACAUUCUAAGCUUUUGCUGAAGAAGUCAAUUAGAAAAAAGAUACAAGCUAUCGACAAUAGAUUUUCCGCUUUGCGGAAUUUAACCAAAAUUAACACAAAAAGCAACUGACCAAGGGAAAUCAUUGUGUGUACAAAAACGUUAAACCUGCGAUUAAGAUGCAAAGAUCGGAAAGUGCAUCUGCGCCGGAUUCACAAUCACCUGACAUAGAUCAAUCAUCGACGACCAGCGGAUAUUUUUCUGAGAUGGAAUUUCAGCGAGACGACUCAGAUGAGUCAAUGGAAGAAGAAUUAUCGUCAUCGUGUGAAGCGUCGUCAUCAUCGCAAAAUAACAGUUGUGUGCUGACGGAAAAGGAGCGAUCACGAUCCCAGACAAACUGGCAACAUGGGUAUUUUCAAGCAGAACCUGAUGUGGCAUCCGUCAAAUCCGUCUCUCCAUUUCGUCAAAAGUCUAAUGCCACCCAGGGCCGAAGUGCUGCUACAUUAAUCGCUUCUAAAUGGAAUGCGACAACAAUUGGAUCAAGAUCAGCCUAUGAGGAGCAAUUGCAAUCCAACCGACGAACGUUCAUUCCAAAGCAAAACGGACGAUCGCAGGCAAAAAUGCAAUUGCAUUAUUCUGAAGCCGUACCAAGUUUAGCAGGUUUUGAGAGAAUAUAUGGGAACAAAACAGGCUACGGCGAUCAAUUUGCUUCGACGAUCGGAAGUUCCUCAGAGAGUUUUGACUCUGACAAAACUUUCGACGAGUUAUUUAGCGGACCAUAUGGCCCGACGUCAUUAGCACGAAAGUUAUUGAAGAAAGCUGAAAAGGAAAGACGUGAGGAAUCCAAACAACGUAUGGCAGUGGCAAACUCAAAAAUGCGGUCGAAAUGGCCAAUGUAUCAAACGCGCUACUCUCCAGAAGUGUUGACCGAAACAGCUGUUAAUUCAAAGGACCUAUUUGCACUGUCCACUACUCCAUGGUACGAACAAGGCUACGAAAUGUCAUUGAUUACCCCGGUUGACGCACUGCAGCCAACGAGCGAAGAGUGGAACGAAACAGGUGAUGGAGUGUCUCGCCAAUGCACAACGUUGACUUCAUCACGAGAACUGGAAACGGCUCCAGUUCAAGGUGAAAAUGACGAAAUGUUACAACUGAACGGAGACUUGACAUUAUCUCCAAAUGAAUCAGAACCUGGUGACUCAUUCGACUCGUUGUCAUUAGCACGAAAGUUAUUGAAGAAAGCUGAAAAGGGAAGACGUGAGGAAUCCAAACAACGUAUGGCAGUGGCAAACUCAAAAAUGCGGUCGAAAUGGCCAAUGUAUCAAACGCGCUACUCUCCAGAAAUGUUGACCGAAACAGCUGUUAAUUCAAAGGACCUAUUUGCACUGUCCACUACUCCAUGGUACGAACAAGGCUACGAAAUGUCAUUGAUUACCCCGGUUGACGCACUGCAGCCAACGAGCGAAGAGUGGAACGAAACAGGUGAUGGAGUAUCUCGCCAAUGCACAACGUUGACUUCAUCACGAGAACUGGAAACGGCUCCUAUUCAAGGUGAAAAUGACGAAAUGUUACAACUGAACGCAGACUUGACAUCAUCUCCAAAUGAAUCAGAACCUGGUGACUCAUUCGACUCGUUGUCAUUAGCGCGAAAGUUAUUAAAGAACAAGGAUAGACCGUUGGAUAUCAAACGAAGUAUCUUGAUUACAAACCCAAACGUAUGGUCGAACAGGCCAUUAUUUCAAACGCGUUAUUCACCAGAAGUAUUGAGCGAAACAGUUGUCAGCUCGAAUGAACAACAUCCACUGGCCACCUCUGAAUUGCGUUUGAGCAUUGAAUCGAAACCAAUACCAGCUGUAAAUGAAUCCGAAAUCGAGAUCACCGAAUCACUGCAAACCACACCAGCAAUUGAACAACAGGCGCAUAUGCAGUCAUCGAAAUGCAUCGAUCCUACAACGGACAUCAGGAAUGUGUCGAUUGAGGAGAAACCGCAAAGUCCACAACAUCUCGAUGACUCGAUAAGUGUUCCGGCUGCACCUCUCAGUGAUGCAUUGAAUGAAAUAAUUAUUUCAGAAUCAGCUCUAUCGGAAUAUUCUAACGAUAAACCGAUCGGAGAGGAAAAAUGUCCAACUGCACACGUCUCACCAGAACCACUUAUCCAACAAACGAACAUCGAGAAUGUUUUGAUUGAGGAAAAAAGGGUUUCGCCACCUGAAAGUCCACAGAACAUGGUUGAUUCGAUGAAAGCUCCGGUUACAUCGCAAAGUGAUCUAUGGAACAAUCCAGCUCUACGUGAUCAUCGUUACAGUAAACUGUUUCUAGAAUUUACAACGCCACCAGUCUCACCAGCGGAAUUCAUCGUUUCAUCGAACAGCAGUAAUGUGCUGAUUGAACAACCAACUAUUUGGCCAACACAAAGUUUGGAAGACAAAUAUCUAUCGGCUGUAAGCACUCCGGCUGGUCUAUCGGAUGUAAACACUCCGGCUGCAUCACAGAGCGAUGUGAAUGAAAUACUUAUUUCAGUUCCACCAGAUCCAUCGGUUGAAACAACAUCAUCACUACCACCACCAGCGUCUGCGAUAUCAGCAGACAUAAUGCCAUUAUUGGAAAAACCGAAUGCCGUUCCAAUGCCGAAUCCUUUGCGACCAACAGCAUCUAGACCCAACUCCUCUGUGAAAGGUCAAAAGCGAUCCUACAACCGAAACAACAAAAUUCACAUUCAAUCGAAUGAACUGAUCGAUCUGGCGCUACCGGUCGGUACAAUAAUUCAAACACCUUCGAAUGCUGCUCGCAUCAACCCUGAUCAGAUGAUUUUCGAUCAGAAAACAUCCAACAUCCAAAUGGCCUCGAAAUCGUCCUUGAAGCUGCGAGUGACUAAUGAAGUCACGCCGAAUCAGAUCAAUCCGGCAAAACGAAAGAGAACGGAAAAUUUACAGCGUUUCAAGUCAUCCGUGUCAAAUGAAACUGGAGCGAAUUCGACAACAACCGGUGUCGCAUCGCUAAAACGAACGCAUACGGAACACUUAUCACCACACGUUCCAGCUAAAGUACAAAAGGUGCAGAAACCAGCUCAAACGAACAUGAAAAAUAUUUCGGCCAGUUCCACUUCAGCCAACAUUGCUACACCGCGUACCGAUGUUAAAAAUUGUGCUGCAGUUGCUGGUGUCAGUCGAGAUGGACAAAACUCGGGAGAUCCAUCUUUUGCGGAGUGCGUACUGUUCCUUAAACGAAAUAAUGUUUCUGUGUUCAAAGUUCCGCAGAACCCAUCGCAACUUCCUCCGAAGCCAUCACAAGUUCUUCCACCGAACUGGGACAAAUAUAUGAGAGUUCUCCAACAGAAUAACGUCAGCGUCGAACGUCUGAAUAAGAAUAUCAGCCGUAACUAAUACAAGAAGGAAAAACCAACAAUCUGUGAUCAUUGUGAUCUUUCUAAGACUUUAUUUUGUGAAAAUAAAACAUUUUUGUAAAGUGUUC
Molecule: messenger RNA, 3629 nt
Organism: Bradysia coprophila
Lineage: Eukaryota; Metazoa; Arthropoda; Insecta; Diptera; Sciaridae
Source: RefSeq, a predicted model, not a curated record